Pelodiscus sinensis (Chinese soft-shelled turtle) is the source of this 1061-nucleotide messenger RNA. It is a transcript of the gene CCDC169, whose product is annotated as coiled-coil domain containing 169. The record is from RefSeq and is a predicted model, not a curated record. NCBI's taxonomy places the organism in Eukaryota, Metazoa, Chordata, Testudines, Trionychidae.
GGCCUGCGGGUGGCAAUGGGGGAAGGCGGGGACUCCAGCGCGCCGGGCUCGGAGCAGCUGCGGCUGGAGCUGGGGCAGGAGCUGCAGAUGAAGGAAACACUUGAACUCUCAAUAUUUGAAUUGAGAAACACAAUAACAGAACUUGAAAAAAGACUUCACAGUGUUGAGGAUGAAGGUAAUGAAUGGAAAACCAGGUAUGAGACACAAGUAGAAUUGAACAGACAACUAGAAAGGCAAACUGCUCUUCUUCAAGAAAAAAUGGAACAUAUUCGAGGGAAUCCAACAGAUAGAUUGUCUUCUAUUCGCUCCUUUGAUCAAAUGCCUGUGGGUUCCUUAAAUCAACUUCUUAAACAACUAGAAGAGGAAAAAAGAAGUCUCCAGAACCAACUGAAGGAUUAUGAGCUUAGACUGGAACAAGAAGCAAAGGCUUACCAUAAGGCUAAUGAUGAACGGCGCAUGUACCUAGCAGAGAUCUCACAGACAUCAGCUACGCUUAAAAUUGCUGAGAGGCAGAAAACAGAUGCAGUGCAGAUCAAGAGGGAAAACCAGAUCCUGAGAGGAAGACAUAAUGUUCCAGAAAAUCAAAGGAUUCUGGAUCCCAAAAAAGGACCAAUUAAAAAGACUGCAGGAGUGAAACUGCUUCCAAAAUUAAAGCACUGACUUAAUAUGCUUAACAAGAACUUCCAAUCAUUUUUUAUUCUUGUGUCUGUAUUUUUAACUAAAUUUUCUGAAGAAAAAUGAAUGUACCACAUUGAUUUAGGACACAUUCCAAUAGCAAUAGCUACUAAUGAAGAUAUGUGUGUCUCCUAGCAGUUUCAGAGGCUCCCUAUUCUGAGGAAAAAGUAGCCCUCUGUAGUCUUGUAAAAUGGAUCUUCAAGUAGUUCCUGGCUAUUGUUCUCUUAAUGCUAGUCAAGUCUGACGCUUCCUGGCUUCAUUGCUAUAUGUGAAAACUGAAGUCAUGGGAAUCAAGUUGGGUGACUCAGGGAAUCACUUAAAAUAGUAAUAGAAAUGUAGCCAUGUUAGUCUGGUGUAGCUGAAGUAAAAUGCAGGACUAUGUAGCA